AUCAAUUCCUAAUUUUAAAGAAAAAUAAUCAGAUUGGCAACAAUGCUAUUUUCACGUGCUGAUAAAAAAACAAAUAUUUGGGUUUGAAACUUCAACAAUAAUUAACGCGACUUUUGAAAGAAAGGGUUUCGAAAAUGUCAAGAAUUAUAGUCAAACAACUACCGAAGAAGAUUGACGAAAAUGAAUUGAGAAAUAUAUUCAGUGCGACGGGGCACAUCACGGAUAUAUCCAUGAAGUAUACUCCGGAAGGAACGUUCCGUCAAUUUUGCUUCAUAGGAUAUCAGGCGGAGGAUGAAGCCAAGAAAGCUCUUGAGUUUUUUGAUAAAACUUGCAUUCACACACGUCGUAUUCGGGUUGAAUUAUGCGGGGAUUUGGGAACUGAGAACAAGCCAAGACCAUGGAGUAAAUACACCAAAGAAAAGCAAAAAUUGCUUGAUUUGAUGAACGAAAAAACUGUGAAUUCUAAGGAAAAUGUGAACAAAAUCUCCAAAUUAAAAGAGAUAGUAGAAAAAUAUAAAGACGAUGCAGAAUUUAAGGAAUUUUUACAAGCUCAUGACAAACAUCGUUUGCUUUGGGCAAAUGAUGCGAAAAUCAAGGAGGACGCGUCUCCAUCUAGUAAAAGCGACAAUGAAGAGGAUGUGGAGGAAAACGCGGACGAUAAUAAUGAGUUGCCAGAAAAGGAUGACCAUGACAUAGCGGACAGAGAAGAAAGAUUGGCUACCAAAUCAAUAAGUGAUUUAGAAUAUAUGAAGUCUUUAAUAGAUAACAAGAAUGAUUUAAAUAUCAGUACAACAAAGCAAAGCAAACCUAACUUGGACCUAUUUACUAUUAAAAUUCAUAAUGUGCCCUAUAAGACUAAGCGGCAGGAUGUAUUAAAAUUUUUUAAGCCUCUAAAGCCUUAUUCAGUGCGUUUACCUACGAAAAUUCACGGAUUUUGCUAUGUCGGCUUUAAAACUGAGAAAGACAUGAAAAGAGCUAUGCUAAAGAACAAAAGCUUCAUUAAAAGCAAACAAGUGUUCUUUUCGGAUUUCACUGAGAAAAACAAAAUCACCAAAAAUAAGUUAAACAACUUGGAAAGUAGGAUGACGGCGGUGCCUUUAAAUGCCCAUCAUUCGAAAUGGAAACAGCAAGCAGACAGUUUAUGUAAUGAAGAGGAUAUAUCAGAAUCCGGGAAGAUUUUCUUCCGUAAUUUAACCUAUACAGUAAACGAAGAUGAAUUACAAAAAUUAUUCGAACAAUUUGGUCCUGUCGCAGAAUUGAAUUUGCCGAUAGACUCUGUCACACGUCAAAUUAAAGGUUUCGGCACGGUUACUUACUUGAUGCCGGAGCAUGCUAUUAAAGCGUUCAAUCAGCUAGACGGAAGCACUUUUCAUGGUCGCCUUUUACAUUUAAUGCCUGGUAAAAGUAAAACGAAAGAAGCUGAUGACGAGAACGACGCUGGGCUAACUUUUAAAGAGAAAAAAGAAUUAAAGCUAAAAAAAAGCGCUCAACAAAGUGUUAACUGGAACACAUUGUUUCUUGGGUCAAAUGCAGUCGCUGAAAUUUUAGCACAGAAGUUUGAAACAACCAAAGAGCAAAUUUUUGAUACAGCCGAGGGCGGUUCAAGUGCAGCAGUGCGAUUGGCCUUAGGCGAAACGCAAACAGUCAUAGAAAUGAAGAAAUUUUUGGAGGAUAAUGGCGUUCAGCUGAAUGUUUUUGAUGGCCCAGUAAUGAAACGUUCGAAAACAACAAUUUUAGUUAAAAACCUUCCACACGAUGCAAACAUAAAUGAUUUGAAACUCUUAUUUGGCACUUAUGGGCCCAUUAGCAGAUUCAUCUUACCUCCUACCGGUGUUACAGCUAUUGUUGAAUAUUGUGAUGCGGGAGAAGCUCGGCAGGCGUUCAAAAAACUUGCAUAUAGCAAAUUUAAAAGCGUACCGCUUUACUUGGAAUGGGCCCCGGAGAAUACUCUUUCGGGUGAUAAUAGAACGAGCACGGUAGACACAUUUACCGAAGAGAAAAACACACAGGACAAAAAAAAUAUUAAACAGACAGAGCAAUUGGAAUCGCAAGGACAUCAAUCUUAUGAACAAGAGGGAAAUAAAGAAAAGUCAGAAGAAGAGUGUGAAGAAAAGGACGAUAGUUGCCCCGAGCCGAAUACAACACUAUUUUUACGCAAUAUUAACUUUAAAACGAAACAAGAGACAAUUUAUAAUCACUUCAAAGGUUUGGGUGCGAUACACACAGUGGAAAUUGCUAAACGGCGGGAUACGAGCAAUCCGCAAGACAUAUUGUCCUUGGGUUACGGCUUCAUACAAUUUAAAAAAGCGUCUACCGCGGACAAGGCAUUAAAAAUAAUGCAAUUUACCACUAUAGAUGGCAAUCAGGUGGAAUUAAAACGCAGUGAUCGCACGCUUAAAGAUAGCGAAGAUCAAGUCAAAGCACAACGUAAGAAGGUUUCUUUGACAAAACAAACCGGCACCAAAAUUCUAGUACGCAACAUAGCCUUCCAGGCAAAAAUGAAAGAAGUCCAAGAUAUAUUUAAGGCAUUCGGGGAGCUGCGUAGUGUACGCUUGCCUCGCAAAAUGACACCAGGAGAAGAUACCCAUCGUGGCUUUGGUUUUGUCGAUUUUAUUUCCAAAAGUGAUGCUAAAAAAGCUUUUGAAGCCCUUAGUCAAAGCACACAUUUAUACGGAAGACGUCUUGUGCUCGAAUGGGCGUCGACAUCCGAUGAAGAUGUCACUGAGCUUCGCAAACGUGCAGCCCAAGAAUCGAAUGCUCUAGACACAUAUAAAGUCAAACGUGGAAAUCGCGCGGUUUUCGCGAUCGAUUCAAACUCAACGCAACAAAACGAAUAAUUUUUGCUUUUAUAUAGAUUUUAUUAAAUAUGUAUUUUCGCAUAUAUAGAAAUAGCUAUUUAUGUGUUAUUAUAGAUGUACGUAUGUAUAUGUAAUACAAAAUACCCUUGUAGUGUAUGUAUUAUGUUGAUAUAAAAAGAAAUUUUUAUAUAUGAGAGAAAGAAAUUCAAAGAUCUUUUUAUUAAAUAUGUAUGCUGCGGCGAAUGGUUUGGAAAGUAAAUUGGUUGCCGAAACACAAUGCACUCUAACAAAUGUUUUCCUUCCGAUUUAUUGGAUGUAUAAUUUUGGAGAGGAAUGUGAUAGGCAGUGACAGGCUAAUUUCAACAGGGAUCCAAGUUGGUGCGUAUUUUACGAUUUCUACAAUUGUUUUGACAGAAAUGUCUAUAGCAAGCAAACAUGCAACCUUUAAGCUAGAGAGCAGCAGAGUAUGUGAUCUGCUUCCUGCUAUUUGCCUUUUUUUUGUAUUAUGAAAAAUGGAACCCAUUAUGUAUUUUACCUAGGUUUCUAAACUUUGCUUGUAUGUUCGGUAACGUCAUCCCGAAAUUGCAUUUAUAGGUAACGUCCUUCUCGUACAUUUCAUUAAAUGAGGCUUCUUUAUCACGUCUACUGUAGUUUUUUAAGCCGAAAUCUGAUUAUAUCCUAACUCCAGCGUGUCUAGCUCGUCUUCUAAUCAUCUUUGUCAGUUUUGGAAGUAAACAGAAGCUUGCCAACUUUAAUGAAUUGAAA
Glossina fuscipes is the source of this 3563-nucleotide messenger RNA. Its product is annotated as probable RNA-binding protein 19. Gene Ontology annotation, molecular function: RNA binding. NCBI's taxonomy places the organism in Eukaryota, Metazoa, Arthropoda, Insecta, Diptera, Glossinidae. The coding region runs from base 135 to 2837 and encodes 900 amino acids. The record is from RefSeq and is a predicted model, not a curated record. The transcript has 4 exons.